Molecule: messenger RNA, 1155 nt
Organism: Cheilinus undulatus (humphead wrasse)
Lineage: Eukaryota; Metazoa; Chordata; Actinopteri; Labriformes; Labridae
Gene: mgst3a
Product: microsomal glutathione S-transferase 3a
Exons: 6
Coding region: 160-621 (153 amino acids)
Cellular component (GO): membrane; endoplasmic reticulum; nuclear envelope
Molecular function (GO): glutathione peroxidase activity; glutathione transferase activity
Source: RefSeq, a predicted model, not a curated record
CUGUUUAGCCGUCACCACGCCUUCAACGUGUUACGUAACAUCACGUACACCGACGCAUUUAAGUAGGAAACUUCAGUGAGUCGGUUCGUCUCGGUGUCUUCAUCUGAGUGUAAGGGCUGUCAGCGGCGUUUCACAGCCAUAUCUUUCAGGGUUAUCAGGAUGGGUGUGCUCUCUAAGGACUAUGGAUUGGUGGUUUUGACUGGUGUUGCCAGUAUGGUGAUGGUUGGACACCUGGCCUUCAAAGUUGGCAAAGCCCGCAAGAAGUACAAUGUCCCUUACCCUCAGAUGUACAGCGAUGACCCAGAGAAUGGGAAGAUCUUCAACUGCAUUCAGCGUGCACAUCAAAACACUUUGGAGAUCUACCCCGCCUUUCUGUUCUGCCUCGCUAUUAGUGGAUUGAAUUGUCCUCGCUGUGCCAGUGGACUUGGAAUUGUGUGGAUUAUAAGCAGAGAGGUGUAUGCACAUGGGUACUCCACAGGAGAUCCUAAAAAGAGGAUGCGAGGAGCUUUCGGGAAUUUGGCCAUGCUCGGGUUGAUGCUGUCCACAGUCAACUUUGGCCGCCAGCUGCUCGGCUGGACAGGACCUCAGAUGCGAGGCCCCUUCCGCCAAAUUAACGCUUGAUGGUGAGGACAGAUCCUUAAGCGUUGCCCCGAUUAGUCAUUCGCCUUUUAAUCAAAGCCACUUUUAUAACCCUGAUGUCUGCUAACCUCUGACCAGUUUUACACUUGGAGUCAGGUGAGGUUGUUGCUCUCAAGUGACUUGACCGGUUCUCCUGGAAGGGAAAUGCCUUAUUAAGGGUAAUUAAUUUGUUUUCUCUGAUGGGCACUCCUGCAACAAUUAAGAUCAGUCUGAUUGUCUUAAGGGCAUCUGCACCCUAAUUUUAAGCUAAUAGAAAAUGUCCAUGCAUUUUUUGCAAUAAAGAUCAUGUUCUAAAAAGGGAUAUUUCGAGGAAAUAGAUCUAAAAUGACAUUAUGUUUGCACAUUCUUGACUGAAACAUCAGAUUUUGUAUGAAUACAUGAAAAUGAAUGUUGCUUUUCAAAGUAUAAACUUUAUAUUCCACCUAUGAUUGUCUUGAUUGUAGAUUUCAUUCAUCCUGAAAAAAAGGAUGUGACUUGUCAUAGUGAUAAUAUUAAAUAUCACACAUUGGUUAUAAA